Messenger RNA from Fomitopsis serialis, 2100 nucleotides. Its product is annotated as P-loop containing nucleoside triphosphate hydrolase protein. The transcript has 14 exons. The coding region runs from base 1 to 2100 and encodes 699 amino acids. The record is from RefSeq and is a predicted model, not a curated record. Gene Ontology annotation, molecular function: GTP binding; microtubule binding; GTPase activity. Gene Ontology annotation, cellular component: cytoplasm; microtubule; membrane. Lineage: Eukaryota; Fungi; Basidiomycota; Agaricomycetes; Polyporales; Fomitopsidaceae.
AUGGCGACCUCACGAGGCACAAGUAUUGCGGAUACGGAAUAUGCGCGUAAGCGCAGAGAAGUCUACAGCUUCCUAAAGGACCUGAAAAGUCUCGGCGCACAGUCCAACAUCCGUAUCCCUCGGAUCGCCGUUAUAGGUGCACAGUCGACUGGCAAGAGUUCUCUAGUCGAAGCGGUAACUGGCAUCAAUGUUCCUCGCGACAGUGGAACAUGUACAAGAUGCCCGAUGGAGUGCACGAUCUCCACGGAACCGACGGAGUGGUCGUGUCAAGUUUCUCUCGAGUAUGACCCAGACGGGAUAGAGGGACAACUUCGCAGGGUCUCGUUCAGCCCGGUGCUCAAAGUUCAAUCCAAAGCAGAAGUCGAGAUAUGGAUCCGCCGGGCGCAAACCGCAUUGCUCAGUCCGCACGCCCCGGCGGACUCCUUCAAGACGAAGACACACCAGGACCUCCAGGCUCUCACCACCUCCGACCCCCAGAUUCGCAAGUUCUCACGGGACGUCAUCGUGGUCGACAUCAACGACCCUGAGGGAACAGAUCUGUCCUUCAUAGACCUUCCGGGUCUUGUGCAGAACCUAGCCUCGGACGACUUGAUCACUCUUGUGAAAGGCCUUGUCCAACAUUAUAUCGCAGACGAGUCAACAAUCAUUCUCAUCACUGUCCCGGCCGCCGAUGAUAUGGAGAAUCAACAGGCUGCACGCCUGGCGAGGGAUGUCGAUCCUGAUGGAAAACGAACCAUAGCUGUCGUGACAAAGCCGGACAACUUGGGAGACGGUGAAAGAGGGUUGCAGCAGCGAUGGUUGGACAUCUUCCAAGGACGAUCGGUUUCCCACCAGCUGAGUCUGGGCUACUACGUCGUCCGCCUGCCCAACGAUGUUGAGAGGAGCAACAAUCUCACCCGCCAGGAGUUGGACAGGCGUGCUCACGAGCUGUUUGCGUCUACGCCGCCGUGGAAGAUGCUGUUGAAUUCCGGUCGACUGGGCUUACCUAACUUCAUCGCGGACAUUAGCAAGCUACUCAUGAAGAUCGUUGAGGAGUCCAUCCCGCGACUGAUAGACGAGGCUAACGCGCGGCUCGCGAAUGUCAACCAAGCCAUCAGUCUCUUGCCCGAGGAGAGGGAGACGGAUGCGACGGUCGAAGUUUCCAGUCGGAUAUCGGACUUCUGCCAGGCCUUACAGAAGGACGUGUAUGGCCGCAACGAGAGCAAAGCGGACUUCAAAAUAGCGAUCUAUAAGACCCGCCCGGACUUCCGCCCAUUCGUGGACUACAAGCAGUAUCGAAGGCCCGACGAUCCUCAGUCACAGCGUGACGAAAUGGACCCAGACAUUGAUGGCAUGGACACCGAGUUCGAUGGGGCGCCCCUGGAUCUGAUUGAAGUACGCGACACGAUCAAGAAGUACGCGCUAUCUGCGAAAGAACGCCUCAUCGGAUUGUCUGUUGACAAGUGGAACGCCCCGGCUGUUGCGUGCUACGAGCGUAUCUGUGCUAUCUUGCGCGAGUUUAUUAACGAGCAAAUUCUGAAGCACUUUGCUCAGUUCAAGCCUCUAGAGUCAUACCUCGGCAAAAUCAUCAGGGAAGAAUGUCUACAGCGCCAGAAGACCGUAUCUGAAAUCAUGCGCGACACCAUCGAACGGGAAAAGACCCCAUACAUCACUCAGAAUAACCACAACCUGAUAUCGGCUAGAGAGGGCUGGCUGCAACACUACCGCGCAUCGUACGGCAACGCAUACUCUUAUUCGCUAGUGACAGUGAUAAAAUCUUAUCGACUCGAAGUUGCGUCCCCGUCUCCAUCCGCGUCUAUUCGCCCGCACGAAGACGAAUUGACAGUGAUGGCGUAUGUCCGCGCCUAUGUCCAGGUAGCGUAUAAGAGAAUAAUUGAUCACGUCCCGAUGUUGAUCCAAAAGGACCUCAACCAAGUCUUCGUGGAUGGCUUGCAGAAACAGCUCAUCAAGAAGUUGGAUCUGGGGGGUGCGGAUGCGUCGGAACGGCUGGAGAAGCUGCUUGAGGAGGACCCGGUGGUGGCGGCGCAGCGUGUGCAGCUUGCGACGGAUAAGGCACGCUUGGAGGAGAUUGUAGUGAAGCUGAGCAGCUUCGCGAUCUGA